GUCGAGUUCAACUGGAGCAGAAAGGUCAGCGACGAAAAUCGUUGACGCAGCUGCAUCGGAAGAUCGGGCUUUGUCGUCAGCACGCGCAGUGGACGUCGACAAAGAGCUCGCACCAUCCUCGUCCAGGGACGACAAGGACAAAGUCAAAGGUAGUCGUGGUCGUCCGAAAAAUCAUGAUAUGCGGAAGCGUACUGGAGAACGAGAAAAGAAGACGCGCGCUAGUAUAGGGCAGAAGAAGUCAGGCCCCGUUCGUUGUGAAAAUAUGAAAGAAAAAAGUGCACUCACACUCAAAAAGAGUGGCUAUUUUCCUACUUAAAUCCUAGCCAAUUCCUUGAGUGUGAGUGCACUCUUUCGCUUCAUAGAAAAGAGGGAAGAUUUAUUGGGAACAGCCGGUGGCUUAACAUCUUCUCAUCAACCUAGCAGUACUAACAAAAAAAGGAGACUCUCUGACUCCAAGCCGGACGAGAAGGGGCGGCAGGAUGGAG
This is a messenger RNA of Amoebophrya sp. A25, 485 nucleotides long. The record is from the annotation of a GenBank genome assembly. Lineage: Eukaryota; Dinophyceae; Syndiniales; Amoebophryaceae.